This is a messenger RNA of Penaeus monodon (black tiger shrimp), 1663 nucleotides long. RefSeq lists its product as uncharacterized. Lineage: Eukaryota; Metazoa; Arthropoda; Malacostraca; Decapoda; Penaeidae. The record is from RefSeq and is a predicted model, not a curated record. The coding region runs from base 3 to 1166 and encodes 387 amino acids. The transcript has 8 exons.
CAAUGGCGGCAACAACUCGUAGAUGGGCGUGGGCGGCGGUGUUCCUGGUUCUCGUGGGCGUGGUCAGAGCCGCCCCCUCGGACGCCCUCCAGCAGGAGGACUUCGAGAUCGUUGAGGAGUCGGCGGCAGGAGAGCGAGACGAGAAGUUCUUCGUGGCCAUCCUGAAAAUUUCCCCCGACCAAUGCACGACAAACGACGCCACGCGAAACCUCGGCACCUGCCUCCCCGCCUCCGACUGCACCAGCACCGGAGGAGUGUCGUCGGGGAGCUGCGCAAAGGGCUUCGGCGCCUGCUGUAUCGCCCAACGUACCUGCUCUCAAAGCACGAGUUACAACAACACUUACUUCGUGAACCCCGGAUACACCGGUUCAGACACAGGAACCGGCGCCUGUAUGUUGACAGUCAAUCGCGUAAACAACAACAUCUGUCAAGUGCGCCUCGAUUUCCUGGACUUAGAAUUAGAACAGCCGGACGUCGACGGCAACUGCAACGUGGAUUUCUUGACCGUGACGGGAGGAACUUCCACCGUGCCCAGGAUCUGCGGCUCCAAUACGGGCCAGCACAUGUACGUCGACGUUGACCCCAACGGCGGCGCCCUUAAGGUCACUGUUGACCGGUCGACCGCUUCGACUGUCAACCGAUCCUGGAACAUCAAGGUCACGCAGAUCGCUUGCAACUCGCAAUAUAGAGCACCUUCCGGAUGCCUUCAGUACUACACCGAGACUUCAGGCUACGUCGAGAGCUUCAACUUCGACAACGCUGCUCCCGCUGAUGGAAUAGGUACCCGCCAGAUCGCCAACCAGGAUUACGGUAUCUGCGUUGAGAUGGCGGACGGCUACUGCGGGAUCAUCUGGGAGAGAAACACGACGGUCGGAGAUAACAGCUUCACCGUCAGCGGAAACGUGCCUGGAACCGACCCCACGCUUAUCGGCACGGCCGCGGCUGGGAGCACGGGCGCGGCGUGCACGACCGACUACGUGAUCAUCCCGGGCGGCGUCGACAACAACCAGAACUCGGAGGACAGGUUCUGCGGCCUCGGCUUCCCGGACUCCGUCACCUCUACCAUGAAGCCCUUCGUCCUCUACGUUCAUACUGACGCAGACGAAGCCAUAGACGUUGCCAACCGAGGCUUCAACCUGCAAUACCGACAGAUCACCGACUGCUAAGUCUGACAGCUUAACCACCGGCCUAGAGUGAUUCAGCAUUUAGUAUGACUGAGGAAGGAAUAAUUACAAAAAGAAUCACAAAUUUCUGACUACUCGUUUAACGUAAGCCAAAAAAAAAGAAAAGAAAAGAAAAAAAAAAAAAAAAGAGAGAGAGAUAAUGAUACCAAGACUGACUGUAUUUAACUAAAUAACUUUUAUAUACCAUGACCUUUUUUCUGUAAAUCAACCACCUAUUUGUGAAAGACUUCUAAACUGCUCUUUGAAGAUGUUAUUUUGUUCUUUCUCCUUGAAUGUUGGUUGUUACCUUCCAUUGUUAUUGACGUAUUCUGUUAUUGUUUGUUAAUGUUCUCUUGAUUUUUACUUUGUAUGAUUCAUGUCACUGUAGUUCACUGUUGGAUGUGUUGUGCCAGCUGGUUUGGCUCCCAAGGAUUACAGUGGCGUAAUUUAUUGUUAUUUUCUUAAAUAUAUAUAAAUAUAAAUAAAUAUAACACAGUGAA